Molecule: messenger RNA, 1226 nt
Organism: Colias croceus (clouded yellow)
Lineage: Eukaryota; Metazoa; Arthropoda; Insecta; Lepidoptera; Pieridae
Exons: 9
Coding region: 390-1226 (278 amino acids)
Source: RefSeq, a predicted model, not a curated record
GUCAGUGUGCAACGUCGCGAGUGCUGUCUGCUAAAUAGUUUUUGCUUUGUACGUUUUUAUUUUUAUAAAUAACCGACUUAAAUGAUGUGAUAAGCAAUAUUUAUACGUGCAGUGACAAGAAUUGUGAUAUACCUAUGAAAUAGCCAUGAAAAUAUACAGUGUUUUUGUCUACAACUACUAUGUGAUUCCGUGCAAUAACUCGUCACUUUGGUUGUUUGUCAAUGACGUCUGCGUUUAGCGCAACGAAAAGUAGAAUUAAAGUUCGAUUGUGACAAGUAGUGAAAACAUAAGUUAAUCACAGUGAGAUAACCGAUGCUUGUUUAUAAAAUGGAUCAGUGUUUUAUGCUGUGGAACAAUCUUAACACAACUGGGGCCAUCAGAGGUGGCUCAUGAAGAAAGGGCCACACAAAAUGAUGCUGGAGUCGAGUCGGUACGACAAGUGGGAUCGGGGUGGGGGCGGCGGCGGCGCGGGCGCGGGCGCGGCGUGGCCGGGCCGCGAGCGCGAGCCGCGCGACGCCCGUGACGCCCGUGACACGCGUGACGCCCGUGACACGCGUGACGCUCGUGACACGCGCGACCGCGAGCGCGACCGAGAGCGCGAGCGGCAGGCGCGCGCGCACCAGAUGUCGCACGCGCACGCCGCCGAACCGACCGACUCCUCAUCGCUCUUCCCGGCACCUUUUAGAGUGACGGGCAACAGGGACCGCGUCAGCCAGCAGAUCCAGAUCAAGCUCGGCGACUACCACCUCGCGCAGACACUGCUCGACGACCCCAGCAAGUCGAUAGGCAUAUGCGCGGAGCCCGCCAGCCCGGCGCCAUGUCACCCUUCGAGGCGGGAAAGCGAGUUCAAGAAGCCUGCGCACGCGCCGCAAAAUGGUCGGAUACACCAUCGACCGUACCCUUACAACAAGAGCGAAGGUCCCAGCUCGACGGGGCCGACGGCGCACAGACCACCGCCUCUACGGAUACCAAACGGUUUUCCAGCACAGAACGCCAUCGACAGCAGUCAACCGCCUAUAGAAAGUAUUUUAAAGGAGAUGAAGUCAUUGCCCACCCCGCUGUCUGUGAUCGCCGCGACACCAAGGAAGGAGGCUGAGAACAAAUUCAUAUUUAACCCCUAUACGAAUAAGGUGCAAGAGAACCCUCAGUUGACAAACAACGAUCUCAAAACUCCUGUCGCGAAACCCGGUAAGUUUAUUUUUUUUUUGGAAUUCGCAUAUAAAUAA